Molecule: messenger RNA, 441 nt
Organism: Aegilops tauschii subsp. strangulata
Lineage: Eukaryota; Viridiplantae; Streptophyta; Magnoliopsida; Poales; Poaceae
Source: RefSeq, a predicted model, not a curated record
AUGUCGAGCUCCAUUACCCGAAAACCCAGCAGAUCCUCUUCUAAUGAGGAUGCUGGUCCCGGCGCCUAUCAAGCGCCAAAUAAAAAGGUCCGGAAGAAGAACAAGGAAGCCAAAGACGGCCUUCGCCGCAAAGGUACUUCGGACGCGGUGUCCGGAGAAACCGAAACUCACUCCUCCGAGGAGGAUGAAGAUGAAGAGGAGGAGGAGGACGGUAACAACCUUUCCCCGAAGGGGAAGAAGAAGAAGAGGGCGGCCUCCGAAGAUCCAGAGGCGGGGGCGCCCAAAAGGGCUUCACUCUUAGCGGCGAUCGCCCAGGCCGCCGAAGUAUCCGAACUUAAGCGUAAGCUAGGACUAGCUGAUGAGGAUCUCGUCCGCAUCAACAAGGGCAGCGCGGCUGCGGUCGAGGCCCUUAGGGGUGAACUUACCCAUGCCAAGGAGUAG